Arabidopsis thaliana (thale cress) is the source of this 472-nucleotide messenger RNA. RefSeq lists its product as uncharacterized. The record is from RefSeq and is marked reviewed. The transcript is spliced from 2 exons. Lineage: Eukaryota; Viridiplantae; Streptophyta; Magnoliopsida; Brassicales; Brassicaceae. The annotation marks the transcript as partial.
CAAAAUCAUAAUCAUAACAUAGGCCUGUAUAAAGAAAGGUUACAAAUCACAAGAUUAAUAGUACGCUACACAGACUGUAAUGAAUCACUUAUUUUACAACUGAUUGAGGUCUACUGGGUUCUCCAUACACUGUCUCAAAAUGAACUCCGCUCUUCUUCUUUUGUCAUCUCUAUCCUCCUCACGCACAAAGGAUAUGGGUCUAUCUUCACCCUUCAUCUGUAGACUUAGAUCCAAAGGUUGUCCGAGAAAUUUCUUCUCGGUUCUGAGCUUAGAAAGAGCAACAGAAAACCCAUCUCUUGCAGCCUCCAUAGCAGGAGCAAAUGCCUCUAUCACUGAUAAGCCAUCUCUAUUCAAUGAUUCGACUUUCUCCCCGGACGAUACAGAACGCAGUUCACUCUCAUCAUCUCUCAUUUCUUCUUUCACACCAUCCAUAUCUCCCCACACAGGAUUCCUUGAGGAGAUUUUACAAACA